GGGAUGAACUGUCAUUUCUUUCAUUUGCUUUUGCUUCACGUGAAUGAAAAAACCCUAAUCACACCCUUCUUUAUUUUCCACUGAAAAAAUAAAAAAAAUUAAACUCUUCUAUUACCGGAAUUAGGGUUUUAAACAUCUUCUCCCAUUAAUUUGCACUGUGGUUUUCAGUUGGUGGCUAAGAUGUCGGAUUACCCUGUGCUUGGUAAUCUUCCCAUUAAUAAAUGGAAGGUACCAGAAUUAAGGGAAGAGCUUAAGAGGAGGAACUUAAUGACAAAAGGUUUGAAGGAUGAUCUUGUUAGGCGAUUAAAUGACGCUAUCCACAAAGAAAAUGGUCUUGAACCUGCUGAACCUGUUAAAUGGGAACCAGACCCUGGUAUUGUUGAAUUUAUUGAUGAUUGUCUGAGGAUGUCCGAACGUCAAGUUCCUGGGGGUUUUAUACGUGACAAAGUCUUGGUUGAUGUUGCAACUGUAGGUACUGAUGAUGCUUCUGGAGGAAGAAAACAUUCAGAGGCUUCUAUUGGUAGCACUAGUGUUAUAAAUGAGAUUGCGUCUACUGAUCAAUUUGUUGAAGACAAAAUUGAUAAGAAACACGAGGUUAUUGAUUCUUCUCAGAAUAAUGAUGUUGUUGAUGAGGUAUCUGGAGUUAGGGAUGUUGCUAUUCAGGGAAAUAGCACUGGACAGGACGCUGAGGAUAUGAAAAUUUCGUCUUCUGAGGGAGUGCUUGAGGACAACCUUAGGAGACAAGAAAAUGAUGUGGAGGGAACCCCACUAACAUCCAAGGAAGCCUUGGAAAAUAAUAGCAUUAAGUUGGAGAAUGAGGGUCUGAAACUCUCAGGCAUGAAUGCUGAGUCUGAUAUGUCCAAUCCAGACACUCAGGUAUAUGAGGUCAACCCUGAUUUAGGGUCUCAAGUAAAAUCUGACUCAUUUUCUACUGAUACAUUGCCCAUUAAUGAAAAUAAAGAUUUAAAUGAUAAUUUGAAUGCUGAUAGUGUUAAAUUAGUAACUGAAGUUUUUAGGCAAGAGAUGGAGCUGCAGUCAUCCAGCAAAGACCUGUCAGGUGUUGGUAGCGUUCAUCCAUUGGAUGAUCAGAUGCCACAUGAGAUGCUGGGUCUUGUUGGAGAAACUAACAAUGAGAAAUCUUCAGAGGUGAAAUUUAGCAUGAAAAAUUCCAAUGCAGAUCAGGUUUCUGUUGCUGUUACCAAGCUAGAGCAUGGUGUGGAAAGUAACACUUCAAGUAAUAGUGAGCAAAAAGAUGUACAGUUUGAAAAAGCUAGAACUUUAGGUGAUGUUGUAGAGUCUAGUUUGUCACCCAAGAAACUUGAGGCAUCUGCUGAAAAUAAACAUUGUGUUGUUGCUUCCAGCGAUGAUGGAAAAGUUUUGAGCAAGAUAUCUGAUGUAGUGGAUGGUGAGAAUGUGGAAAAGAUAAACUUGGAUCAAUCUUCAGCUGAUGAUUCCAUGGAGGAGGAUGUAGUAGAGACAAAGCAUGUGGAUUUUGAUCAUAUUUCUAAGGAGAAUGAUAAGACUGAAGAGCCUAUUACAGGAAUGACAGAAGAGCCCAAAGUUCUACGAAAUGGUUCUUCUAGUUCAAUGCAGCAAGACAAUCCUUCUGAGAAGGUUGAGUCUCCUCAAGAAACUAAAGAUAGGUUUCCUGAUUUGUCAGAGAAGAGAAAGUUUCAAGAUGAAGUAGGAGGUGGGAGUAAAGAGCCUGCAAAAAGGCAGCGCAGAUGGAAGACUGACAGUUUGAGGACUGCUGAGCCACAAAAUUCAAGUAUUGCAUUAUCAGAGAACUUGGUUCAGACCACCCUUGUCCAGCCUAUCCUUGGCAGGACUGACUCUACAGUUGGUGAGGAUGCACCCAAGGAGCGCCUUGUACCAAAAUCUUCCAAAAUAGCCACUAAUUCUCUCAAAAUUGAGAACUUCUUGCGGCCUUUUACGCUGAAAGCUGUGCAAGAGCUCCUUGCCAGAACUGGUGAAGUCUGCAGUUUCUGGAUGGACCACAUAAAGACCCAUUGUUAUGUCACGUAUUCUUCGGUAGAGGAAGCCAUAGAGACCCGAAAUGCUGUUUACAACCUCCAAUGGCCACCAAAAGGAGGUCGUCUCCUGGUUGCAGAUUUUGUUGAUCCCCAGCAGGUGCAAAUCAAGAUAGAUGGACGGGAGGCUGCUUCUCCAGCGACAAAUCCCAGUCCUGCAGUGCCUCCAGCUUCAUCCUCUCUUCAAGCACUACCUCCUUGGCAGCAGGGUCGCAAACAGCAGGUUGAGUCGGAACAUCCACUCACUCGCCAGCCACCACCUGCUCCUCCACUCACACGCCAGCCACCACCUGCUCCUCCUACUGCGCCACCAAUAAAAGAGAGGCUAGCUCCACCUGUUGCUGAUAAAAAUGAUCCCCCGGUUAUUACUUUGGAUGACCUCUUCAGAAAGACCAAAGCUGCUCCCCGUAUCUAUUAUUUACCGCUGACAGAUGAGGAAGUUGCUAAAAAGCUUGCCAGUAGAGGAGAUGAUAAGCACGAGAGCUUUUAGUGAAAAACGAGCAUGUUAGAUGGAUUAUGGAGUGGUAUUUUGAUGUAAUGCUGAUAACUUCUAGUUUGCCCUCACAGAGAAGUUGCAGUCUUGAGGCUCACUGAGACCUUGCUUUCUUUUCUAUUUUCGUUUUGUUAAUGGUUGCUGCAAGGUUGAAGUCUCUACUGUAUUUUUUCUUUGGGUUGAAGAAACAUCAAAAUGUGCAGAUUAUGCAGAGUUCUGUCUUCAGCGAAGCUGUAAAUGCCAUUUACCACCUCUUCGUUUUCUUCUUGACUGUAAAAUUUUAAGAAAAGGAAGAGAACGCAUUGAUCAUGGAAACCAGUUGCUUUUUGAGUUUU
Lycium barbarum (goji berry) is the source of this 2858-nucleotide messenger RNA. RefSeq lists its product as uncharacterized. The record is from RefSeq and is a predicted model, not a curated record. Bases 181 to 2520 code for a protein of 779 amino acids. NCBI's taxonomy places the organism in Eukaryota, Viridiplantae, Streptophyta, Magnoliopsida, Solanales, Solanaceae. Gene Ontology annotation, molecular function: nucleic acid binding. The transcript has 6 exons.